Pantherophis guttatus is the source of this 1761-nucleotide messenger RNA. The record is from RefSeq and is a predicted model, not a curated record. Lineage: Eukaryota; Metazoa; Chordata; Lepidosauria; Squamata; Colubridae.
AUGGUGGAUGGAUGGAUCAAAACAUACAAGGUGAUUAGUGAUAGCACAGCCAACGUUAUGCUCAUACAUGGAGAAAUUCACACUAUGAUCUUUUUGAGAAUGUUCCCUCGUGUUUCAGAAUUUGAGAACAUACCCAUCAAGACCAAGAGCAAAGUCUGGAUUAUGACAGCCCAGAUGGAAUUCACAUCCAUUCCCUUUCUCAAAGACUUUGAGGUUGAUGUUAUCCAUGGUGCACUGUUGGUCGCCCUUCAUUCAACUGAUGUGACGGGAUUUCAAACAUUUCUUAAAAGGAGAAAUCCAAAUGAGGAAAAUGGAGAUGGGUUCAUCAAGGACUUUUGGCGACAGGUCUUCAACUGUCACUUCUCUUCUUCAAGAGAGCACAAGUUCGACAGAAAUGUCUGCACUGGGACAGAGAAGGUGGAGACAUUGCCUGGGUCAGUUUUUGAAACCACUAUGACUAGUCACAGCUACGGCGUCUACAUUGCAGUAUACACCAUGGCUCAUGUUUUGCAAUCCAUGGAUUCAUCCCAGUUCAACUCCAGAAUGACAGCAGAGAUAAAAAGAAGGAAUUCCAUCAGUAAAGAACCGUGGCAGCUCCACCAUUAUUUAAGAAGUCUCUCAUUUAACAACAGCCUUGAGGAAACUGUUUCUUUCGAUGAAAAUGGGGAACUGAAAGCUAGGUUUGAUAUUAUCAAUUUGGUGACGUUCCCAAAUCAGACUUUUCUUCGGGUCAAGGAACCACCCUCUUCCUUGUGUAAUGACAUUUGUCAUUUGGGUCACAGGCGGAUAAUAAUGGAAGGCAAUCCUUUCUGCUGUUAUGAUUGCCUUCCCUGCCCAAUUGGGGAGAUCUCAAGCCAGAUGGACAUGGAUUCCUGCACUCCAUGUCCAGAAGAUCAUUAUCCAAACAAAGGUCAGGAUCACUGCAUCCCCAAAGAUGUCAGUUUUCUGAGCUAUGGAGAACCUUUGGGGAUCAGCCUGACAACUCUUGCUGUCUUAUUUUCUUGCACAACGGCUUUAGUGCUUUGGAUCUUCCUUAAGUACAAGGAAACUCCCAUCGUCAAAGCCAACAAUCGGAAUCUCACCUAUGUCCUGAUCAUUUCCCUCCUGCUCUCUUUUCUUUGCCCUUUGCUUUUCAUUGGUCAGCCAGAGCAGGUGAGGUGCCUGCUUCGCCAAACAACUUUUGGUGUUAUCUUUUCAGUGGCGGUUUCUUGCAUUUUGGCCAAAACUCUCAUUGUAGUUCUAGCCUUUAUGGCCACCAGGCCAGGUUCUAGGGUCAGGAAGUGGGUGGGGAAACCACUGGCUCAGUCCAUUGUCUUCUCUUGUUCUCUUACUCAAGUCACCAUUUGUACAAUAUGGCUGGCAACUUUUCCUCCAUUCCCUGAUGUUGACAUGCACUCCCUGGCUGAAGAAAUUGUAUUGGAAUGCAAUGAGGGCUCAACUAUCAUGUUCUACUGCAUCCUGGGUGUCAUGGGCUUCUUGGCCAUGAUUAGCUUCACUAUGGCUUUCCUAGGAAGAAAGUUACCAGAUAAUUUCAAUGAAGCCAAGUUCAUCACCUUCAGCAUGAUGGUCUUCUGCAGUGUGUGGCUCUCCUUUGUUCCAACCUACCUCAGCACCAAGGGGAAGCAUGUGGUAGCUGUGGAGGUCUUCUCCAUCUUGGCUUCUAGUGCUGGUUUACUAGGCUGCAUUUUCCCUCCCAAAUGUUAUAUCAUUUUGAUCAGGCCUGAGCUGAAUGACAGGCAGUACCUGAUGAGAAGGAAAUAA